This is a messenger RNA of Harmonia axyridis, 814 nucleotides long. Its product is annotated as FUN14 domain-containing protein 1-like. The transcript has a single exon. Gene Ontology annotation, cellular component: mitochondrial outer membrane. The record is from RefSeq and is a predicted model, not a curated record. Bases 95 to 712 code for a protein of 205 amino acids. Lineage: Eukaryota; Metazoa; Arthropoda; Insecta; Coleoptera; Coccinellidae. Gene Ontology annotation, biological process: autophagy of mitochondrion.
AGUCUGUACGCCGCAUUGAAAUUGACAUUAGGGUAUUCUGACAUUUUAAAUUAGAAGCAAAUUAUACGUUAAAGAAUUUGCGUUACCUUCAGUGAUGUCCGAUUCCGGAAAACCACUUCAUAUUUCAAUUCCGAAAGAUGAAAAACUGCAGUCUGAAUCAACGACGGAGAAAAUUAUCUCGAAUGUUGAACUUCCCAUUGACGGAAAUGCCAACAAUAUAAAAUCAGACAAUUAUUUCGAUUUUCCUCCAAGACCAGAAGCCAGUACUCUCGAUAUUGAAGAAAAAAGAAAAAUUGAUGUUAACGAAAGGAUCGAUGAGCCAAAAGCAGAACUAUUCGAUUUGAACGAGGCCAAAGCAGCUCUUAACAGACUUGGAAAUAACCUGAAAGCGAACACGUUUCCUAAACAGAUGGGAUUGGGUACCUCAACAGGAAUAUUAGCGGGAUUUCUAUCCAUGAAAGUGGGAAGAUUAUCUGCAUUAGCUGUCGGUGGUGGAAUCAUACUUUACGAAAUAGCACAUCACAACAAAAUCGUUACCAAAGAUUUGGAGUCGAUUUCGAAGCAAAUCAAGGAGAAAGACUACUUUAAUAAUCCGAAGGCAAAAAAAGUUAUGGACUUAUUCGCACAUGUGAAAAAAUUCGCUGGAAGAAACAAGAUAUUCUCGAUUGCAUUACUAGGAGGAUUUCUGGUCGGCACUGGAAUAAAUUAUUGAAUAUAUGCGUUAUUUUCAUUUUCAUGCUAUGUUAUUGGUUCUAAUGGCUUUGUCAAUCUUUAGUCCCGCAUUAAAUAAAAUGUAAAAAAUCUGAACAAAAAA